Molecule: messenger RNA, 690 nt
Organism: Striga asiatica
Lineage: Eukaryota; Viridiplantae; Streptophyta; Magnoliopsida; Lamiales; Orobanchaceae
Source: the annotation of a GenBank genome assembly
AUGAAUUCCCAAGAUCCGAAACAACUGGACAGCAUAUAUCCAUAUAGAGAGGCGAUUUCAAUACCCGAGAAAGGUCAGAUCAGAGUCAGCUCCUGGGCAGCUCGCUUGAGCACUUCAAAGCAGGCGAUUUCCCAGCUCGAGUUUCCAGUCUAUGGGCCUAAAGAAGGGGCAAGGAAAUUCCCCUCCAGUCGUGUGACUGCAAAGAAAGAAGAAAAGGAGAUCGGACAAACCGGCCAGAAAGCGCAUCAAGAAAUAGAGGUACUCAGGGAAACGAAAUGGAAUCCUGUAUUCCCUGAAGUCCUCGGAUUGAGAAACUUAGCUACCAGGGAUGGCAUCAGAGCCACGAGGGUCGAAAACAAGGAAGACCAUUCUUUCGCUAUCAGGUCUUUCGCCAGUUCAGGACUCGGCAAAUCAAAAGAAAAGAAAGGGGUCCGAAACUCCAGCUUUCCACCAUUUAAGAGUCGCUCAGAACUGAUCGAUCUGCGGAUAAACACCCGCUUGAGCAAUUACCCGCUUUGUUUGGGGCUCGGAAGUUCGAAGUUGACCUCAGGUACAAGACAAGGACUGAUUCGACAAGCUAUUUACCAUUGCUUAGGAGAUAGCGGAUUGGGCAAGCUAAUUGACCAGAUUAGUCCUUGGGCUGAAGCUCGGAAGAUUAGCCUCGAGACAGAUCCAGAAAGAAUGGGGUGA